AACAGAAUAUGUUUACAUGGUCUCAUACACAAAGACUCUCUGUAUGCCAACAACAGUGCUGUCCAUAACCAGACCUUUACUACAACAUCAACUGAAACCAUAUGGGACUUCCUGACAAACAACGGCAGAGAAAUGCUGAGAAGACAAAACAGCUGUGGCUAAACUUUACAGUUACUAAUACAAACCAGAAGACUACAAGACUUUUUGACGAAGUAAGAAAAAACAGUUUCCACGGUGAUUAGAGGGGAGGAGAAAAGACCGUGCCAAACCCAGACAAAGGGAGGGGUGCAGCAGGGAGGUAAACACAGAACGAGAGGUCCCGACUGACAAGACUGUGAGGUUCUGGAGAAGCUCCAAAGCUCAUUCCAAAAUACUCGUUACACAGGAAAACUGAAAACUUAGCAAAACAAACUGAGAGCAACACACAACAUGACUGUACAGCUCUUCGAAACUUUAACAACAACUGCAUGACAGGAGAAAACUCUGCACAGACGCAAGUUCUUGGAUGCAAGUUCAUGUGAGGAGCGUUACAGGACACCCUAUAAACUACUGGAAGACAGACCGUGUUUGUGUUAUUGGCCGUGCUGCUGAUCUACAGUCAGAAUGAGCGCUUCAGAUGAAAUGAUGAAAGUCCUUCAGCAAAUCUGGAGCAAACUGCAGGCUUUUUCUCAAGACCACCCGCUCAUGCAGGCGGCCUUUCUGAUCAUGGUGCUCUUCUUCUUAACGUUCAUAACUAUGAUGAUGAUCGGAUGUCUUUAUGGUCGCUGUGGCUGUUGUCAAGGAACCAGAAACCGAGUGUCCGUUAUCUGAUCGGCCCAUUUUCAGUCAACGAAACAUGAAGAUCAAGACAAAGAUGGGCAACAGAACACAGCGGGCCAAAAUAAAGAACAAAUUGAUGAAAUUCAAUGUUUUUUAUUGUGUGAUAUAGCACACAUUACAGUGAUAAUAACCAGCCUAUAAAGGUUGUGUACAGGACGAAUACACGAAACAACGGUGAUGAUGGAAUUCAGAAGAGAUUUUCAAAUGUGGACACCAUCAACGACUUUCUUAUGGAUAGUACAAAUGCUGGCUACACUUCAAGCCUUUCCCACGGUGUUGAAUAACACAGCAUGCUGCAAGUAAAUCGCUAUAAGAACAGUGCUAACGUCUGCCCCCUGGUGUUUGCUUACAAUACUGCAGUCACUUUAUAAGAAAGAUUUAAUCAAGGAAAGAGUUCAGUCUUGUUUUCAUCUCAUAGGGGCGGUUUCCCGGAUAGGGCUUAUCCUAGUCCCAGACUAAAAUGCAUGUUUGAGCUGCCUUCAUUUAAAAACACCUUGACCUCUUCACAUAUAUCAGUGCCAUUGUUUUAUCUCAGGAUGCACAGCAGUGUUGUUUUUGUAAAGUUUGUUUGUAAAAAACUAAGGCCUAAUCCCGGAUUAAACUAAACCCAGUCCCUACAUCUCAUUUUCCAAAAUAUAGUUGAAAUAUAGCCUUGAUAACAGUAUUAAACAGUGAAUCUAUGCAUGUAAGAGAUGUGAUAUACACCAGGCAGUGUAGUGGAAAUGAAAUAUUAAUCAGGCCAUUCUGUUUGUCUAUUUGCAUGGUAAAGUAUAGGUUAAAAAUAAUUAUACAAAAACUGAUACUGGACAGACUAUGUAUAAGAUCUAUAUUACAGUAUUUAAAAGUAAACUUAUUUGUUGCAUAUAAAGUGAUGUAAGCAAUAUUAAGGUGUAGCUUGUGUGUGUGAACUCACCCUUCUUGUUCACAAAAAGCAACCAUAGCAUCAAAGUCCAGGAUGGGAGCUUUAUCCUGCUCUUUCUCGGAUCCUCGUUUCUCCUGUAAAAACAUUUUUUUAAAUAUUAACUUCAUUAAAGAAUAAAAUACAUGUAUAUUUCAAACUAAAGAUGCGUUUACAACAAGAGUGGAGUACCAUUGUAAUUUAAAAUAAAACGUUUACUUUAUAAGCUUUUCCAUUCAUCUUAAAUAAAAUGUCCAAAUCAUGA
Molecule: messenger RNA, 1982 nt
Organism: Paramisgurnus dabryanus
Lineage: Eukaryota; Metazoa; Chordata; Actinopteri; Cypriniformes; Cobitidae
Gene: smim5
Product: small integral membrane protein 5
Source: RefSeq, a predicted model, not a curated record